This is a messenger RNA of Mastomys coucha (southern multimammate mouse), 1429 nucleotides long. It is a transcript of the gene Capg, whose product is annotated as capping actin protein, gelsolin like. The transcript is spliced from 10 exons. Gene Ontology annotation, biological process: barbed-end actin filament capping; actin filament severing; actin polymerization or depolymerization. Bases 253 to 1302 code for a protein of 349 amino acids. The record is from RefSeq and is a predicted model, not a curated record. Gene Ontology annotation, cellular component: cytoplasm; actin cytoskeleton. Gene Ontology annotation, molecular function: actin filament binding; phosphatidylinositol-4,5-bisphosphate binding. Lineage: Eukaryota; Metazoa; Chordata; Mammalia; Rodentia; Muridae.
ACCUUGUAAGGCUUUAACCUCCCAGUGGCCACGUCUGAGAAACAGCAGCCUUCCAUCAGUGUGGCUCAGUCUUGGAGCUUGCUUUCCUGAGUCCUUAGACCUCUGAGUAUUGAGCCUCCCCAUGGGUGGGGCAGGUGGGUGGGGCAGCCAAGCGGAGAAGAGGGAAGUGAGAAGCUAGCUGAGAAGCUAGCGUGGGGCAGGCUGAGACAAGAGUUUGAGAAGAAAAGGCCUGUGGAGAGGUCUGAAAACAGCAUGUACACACCCAUCCCUCAGAGUGGCUCUCCAUUCCCAGCCUCAGUUCAAGACCCAGGCCUACAUAUAUGGCGUGUGGAGAAGCUGAAGCCGGUGCCCAUAGCACGAGACAACCAUGGCGUCUUUUUCUCUGGGGAUUCCUACCUAGUGCUUCACAAUGGCCCAGAAGAGGCCUCCCAUCUGCACCUGUGGAUAGGCCAGCAGUCAUCCCGAGAUGAGCAGGGGGCCUGUGCUGUGCUGGCUGUGCAUCUCAACACCCUGCUGGGGGAGCGGCCAGUGCAGCACCGUGAGGUUCAAGGGAAUGAGUCCGACCUCUUCAUGAGCUACUUCCCACGAGGCCUGAAGUACCGGGAAGGUGGUGUGGAGUCGGCAUUUCACAAGACAACCUCGGGCGCCACCCCAGCAGCCAUCAGGAAGCUCUACCAGGUUAAAGGGAAGAAGAACAUCCGUGCGACGGAGAGGGCUCUGAGCUGGGACAGCUUCAACACGGGGGACUGCUUCAUCCUGGACCUGGGUCAGAACAUCUUUGCCUGGUGUGGUGCAAAGUCCAACAUCCUGGAGCGCAACAAGGCGAGGGACCUGGCCCUGGCCAUCAGGGACAGCGAGAGGCAGGGCAAGGCCCAGGUGGAAAUCAUCACUGAUGGAGAGGAGCCAGCAGAGAUGAUUCAGGUUCUGGGCCCCAAGCCUGCUCUGAAGGAGGGCAACCCUGAGGAAGACAUUACAGCUGACCAGACCAACGCCCAGGCUGCAGCCCUGUAUAAGGUCUCUGACGCCACUGGACAGAUGAACCUGACCAAGGUGGCUGACUCUAGCCCUUUUGCCUCUGAACUGCUAAUUCCAGAUGACUGCUUUGUUCUGGACAACGGGCUGUGUGGCAAAAUCUACAUCUGGAAGGGGAGAAAAGCUAAUGAGAAGGAGCGGCAGGCGGCCCUCCAAGUGGCUGAUGGCUUCAUCUCUCGAAUGAGAUAUUCCCCAAACACUCAGGUGGAGAUUCUGCCCCAGGGCCGAGAGAGUCCCAUCUUCAAGCAAUUCUUCAAGAACUGGAAGUGAGGGUGGGGGGUAGUGUCCCUACCCUUGCUCUCCUGCCUCCUACCCCUGCCUGCUUGUUUCCCCUCUGGCUGCUGAGUCAGCACUGAGGUGCCCUCUGGAUGCUCAAUAAAGGACACAUUCCAUUCCA